AUGUCGUCCCUUGAUAAGAAAUUGACACAUAAAUCCACGUACUCUGAACAGCAGCCCGUGGGUCUACACACCAGGGGUUCGUCAAGUUUAGCCAGUACCGCAGACACUUCACCUUCUCCACCGACAGUUUCGAUAUCAGAGUCAUUGCAACCCAUUAUGGACAACCCUAAUCGCGCAAUAGAGGCGGUCAAUAAUGCUGAAUGCUCAAUGACACUCAGACAGGGUAUCAGGCUCUACCCAAAAGCCAUCACGUGGUCAGUGUUAUUGUCAAUGACCCUCAUCAUGGAAGGGUACUCCACUAUCCUGGUACCCAACUUGUUCGCCAUGGCCCCUUUCAAAGAGAAAUUUGGUAGCUUACAACCCAACGGGGACUAUGAGAUCAGCGCUACUUGGCAGAGUGCAUUUGUCAAUGGGGGUCUCGCAGGUCAGAUUCUAGGACUCUUCGUUACAGGCACUCUAGCCGAAUGCAUUGGAUACCGACGCGCUCUCAUGACUGGACUGACCGCGAUGGCUCUCUUCAUACUGAUACCAUUCUUCGCUACAACCAAGGUGGUGUUGCUGGUUGGCCAAUUUAUGUUGGGGAUGCCCUGGGGAAUGUUCCAAUGCAUCUCUACAGUCUACGCAGCCGAUGUUUGCCCUGUAGCUCUCAGAGCUUACUUGACAACAUAUGUCAAUGCAUGCUGGGUACUCGGACAACUUGUUGCUUCAAUAGUGUUGCGCAGCAUGAUCACUGACACUUCUUCAUGGUCAUAUCGCAAACCAUUUGCGCUCCAAUGGAUUUUCCCCGUACCGAUACUCGUCGCCGUGUACCUUGCACCGGAGUCUCCAUGGUGGCUCAUCAGGCAAAGCAACUUCGCUGAUGCAAAGAAAUCCCUUCGCCGCUUACGAACCAAACCCAAGCACGUCUCUGAUGCCGAAUUCGAUGCUGGGCUAGACGCUACAAUGCACACAAUGGUACAGACGAACGAAAAGGAAUUGCUGAUGCAGAGCGGAACGAGCUACAAAGACUGCCUCAAAGGGAUUGACAGACGACGAACAGAGAUUACGUGUAUGGUUUGGACGGUUCAAACACUAUGCGGUGGUUCGUUCAUGGGCUUCUCAACAUACUUUUAUGAACAAGCCGGUCUGGGUGCUUCAUAUGCUUUUAGUCUAUCACUGGGUCAGUUUGCGCUUGGCCUUCUCGGUGUCGUCGUAUCCUGGACUCUGAUGAUCCUCUAUGGGCGCCGCAGCCUAUACCUUUUUGGCCAAGUAUUGACUUUCGCCUUUGUCUUGUCCAUCGGCAUCUUGGCGUGUAUACCCGGGCGCCGUACCGUCACUGUUGCUAGCCCUGCUACUAACAUUAUCCCACCUACAGUCGCGGAUGUACCGCCUGACGCACUCAAUUGGUCCAUCGCUGCGCUGUUGCUAGCCUUCACUCUCACAUACGAUGCAACGAUUGGCCCUAUAUGCUACGCUCUUGUAUCAGAGAUUCCCUCCACGCGAUUACGCAGCAAGACCAUUGUUCUCGCACGCAAUUGCUACAACAUCUCCAGCAUCGUCGCCAACGUCAUCACACCGCUCAUGCUCAAUCCCACAGCGUGGGGUUGGGGUGCGCUAACCGGCUUCUUUUGGGCUGGCACAAGCAUCAUCGGUAUCAUAUGGAGUUGGUUCCGGCUCCCAGAACCGAAAAAUAGGUCAUUUGGGGAAUUGGACGCACUCUUCGAAAGAAAACUUUCGGCAAGGAAGUUCAAAAAUACAAACCUGAGACCUCCUGAACACGCGGUGAAUAAUGUCACGGUGGCAAUUGGGAAGCGCACAGGAUAG
Bipolaris maydis ATCC 48331 is the source of this 1803-nucleotide messenger RNA. RefSeq names its product tryptophanyl-tRNA synthetase. Lineage: Eukaryota; Fungi; Ascomycota; Dothideomycetes; Pleosporales; Pleosporaceae. Gene Ontology annotation, molecular function: transmembrane transporter activity; ATP binding; tryptophan-tRNA ligase activity. Gene Ontology annotation, cellular component: membrane; cytoplasm. Gene Ontology annotation, biological process: tryptophanyl-tRNA aminoacylation; transmembrane transport. The record is from RefSeq and is a predicted model, not a curated record.